Komagataella phaffii GS115 is the source of this 3477-nucleotide messenger RNA. RefSeq names its product Second-largest subunit of RNA polymerase III. Gene Ontology annotation, biological process: DNA-templated transcription. Gene Ontology annotation, molecular function: ribonucleoside binding; DNA binding; DNA-directed RNA polymerase activity. Gene Ontology annotation, cellular component: RNA polymerase III complex. The record is from RefSeq and is a predicted model, not a curated record. The transcript has a single exon. The coding region runs from base 1 to 3477 and encodes 1158 amino acids. NCBI's taxonomy places the organism in Eukaryota, Fungi, Ascomycota, Pichiomycetes, Pichiales, Pichiaceae.
AUGCCGCCUCGGAAGAAACCCUUGAAUAAGCCAGUUAAAACGGAAGAAGCUGAUGACGCUUUUGGUGAACUUUUGAAACCUAUUUACAAAGGAAAAGCCCUAGCUGAUCCAAUAAACACGGCAGAAGAUAAGUGGAACCUUUUACCAGCUUUCCUUCAAGUUAAAGGACUGGUUAAACAGCAUCUAGACUCUUUCAACUACUUUGUGGAUAAAGAUUUGAAAAAGAUUAUCAAAGCUAACGAAAAGGUGCUCAGUGAUGUGGAUCCGGAGUUCUAUCUGAAAUACUUGGACAUCAGGGUUGGAUAUAAGUCUACAGAAGACUUACAGAAAGUCAAGCGGAACAUGAUUCCGCCCCACCAAUGUAGAUUGAGUGAUACCACCUAUAGUGCUCCAAUCUACGUGGAUGUUGAGUAUACCCGGGGGAGAAAAAUUAUUAUGCAUAGAGAUCUUGAAAUUGGUAAAAUGCCUAUUAUGUUGCGCUCCAACAAAUGUAUAUUGGAAAGCAAGGAUGAAUCUCAAAUGGCUUCGUUGUGUGAAUGUCCAUUAGACCCUGGUGGAUAUUUUAUUGUGAAUGGUACCGAGAAGGUAAUUUUGGUGCAGGAGCAGUUAAGUAAAAACAGAAUCAUUGUAGAAGCUGAUGAUAAGAAACAAAUCGUGCAAGCUUCAGUGACUUCUUCGACACAUGAAAGAAAAUCUAAAACAUACGUUGUUACCAAAAAUAACAAGAUUUAUCUCAAACACAAUUCCAUCUCCGAGGAAGUUCCUAUUGUGCUAGUGCUGAAAGCUGCUGGAAUCGUGUCUGAUUUGGAAAUCAUGCAACUAGUUUGUGGCGAUGAUUCAACGUAUCAGGACCUUUUCACUAUCAAUUUCGAAGAAGCUGCAAAACUCGAUAUUCAUACUCAAAGGGAUGCUCUAGAGUAUAUUGGUAAACGAGUUAAGACCAUGAGAAGACUAGGUGCUCCAAAAUUAUCUAUCUAUCAAGAAGGUGUCGAAGCGAUUGCAAAUACCAUUGUUGCACAUAUCUCUGUCGAAGAUCUUAACUUCAGAGAAAAGGCUAUAUACCUUGCCAUCAUGACUAGAAGAGUGGUUAUGGCGAUGCAUAACCCCACAAUGAUAGACGAUAGGGACUACGUGGGUAACAAAAGAUUAGAGUUGGCCGGUCAGUUAAUGUCGCUUCUAUUCGAAGAUUUGUUUAAGAAAUUCAACUCAGAUUUCAAGGCCAAUAUUGACAAAAUUCUCAAGAAACCUAACAGAGCCUCAGAAUUUGAUGCUUUACUAAGUAUCAAUGUUCACUCCAACAACAUUACCACAGGUAUUAAUCGUGCCAUUUCAACAGGAAACUGGUCACUAAAACGUUUCAAGAUGGAACGGGCAGGUGUCACUCAUGUAUUAUCUAGGCUGUCCUAUAUCAGUGCUUUGGGUAUGAUGACUCGUAUCUCAUCCCAAUUUGAGAAAUCUAGAAAAGUUUCGGGUCCAAGAGCUUUGCAGCCUUCCCAAUUUGGUAUGCUUUGUACUUCUGAUACUCCGGAAGGUGAAGCUUGUGGUUUAGUUAAGAAUUUGGCCUUAAUGACCCACAUUACCACUGAUGACGAGGAGGAGCCAGUUAGAAAAAUUUGCUAUCUGUUAGGAGCUGAAGACAUUAAGAUUGUGGAUUCCAGUGUAAUUAGUUCUCGAAGCAACUUUGGUGUCUACUUGAACGGUACUAUGAUAGGGGUCAUCCGAUAUCCAACUGUGUUUGUUACCAAAUUCAGGAAGUUGAGGCGGUCAGGAAAAGUUUCCGCUUUCAUAUCCAUCUACAUUAACUCGCAUCAUAAAGCUGUUCAUCUUGCAGCUGAUGGAGGUCGUAUUUGUCGUCCUUUGAUCAUCGUAGAGAAUGGAGUUUCCAAAGUUGAGGCACAUCAUUUACAAAAACUGAAAGAUGGAGAAUGGCAGUUUGAUUCUUUUUUAACGAAUGGUCUAGUGGAAUACCUUGAUGUCAACGAGGAAAAUGACUCCUUGAUUGCUCUGUAUGAAAAGGAUAUCAAAAAUUACACCACCCACUUGGAGAUUGAACCUUUCACAGUUCUUGGUGCAGUAGCUGGUUUAAUUCCUUACCCUCACCAUAAUCAAUCUCCAAGAAAUACAUAUCAAUGUGCGAUGGGUAAGCAGGCUAUUGGAGCUAUUGGUUAUAACCAAUUCAACAGAAUAGAUACUCUGUUGUAUCUUAUGGUAUAUCCCCAACAACCAAUGGUUAAAACAAAGACCAUUGAAUUAAUCGGCUACGACAAACUGCCUGCUGGACAAAAUGCUACUGUUGCAGUGAUGUCGUAUUCAGGAUAUGAUAUUGAGGAUGCCUUGGUCUUGAACAAAGCCAGUAUUGAUAGAGGUUUCGGAAGAUGUCAAGUUUUCCGUAAGAAUACUACAUUGCUGAAGCGAUAUCCAAACCAUACAAAGGAUAUUCUGGGUGGUAUGUCCGUCAAUGAUCAAGGAGAGCCCAUUUUUCAACACCGUUCAUUAGGACCUGACGGUUUAGGAGAAGUUGGUUUGCCAUUAGAAAGUGGGCAGGUUUACGUGAACAAAUUUGUCCCUAUAAAUUCAGAAGAAUCCAUCAUUGGCCAAACUCCAGAUGAUUCUCAGAGAAAGGAACAACACAGAGAGACGCCAAUGGUUUAUCGUGGACCUGAACCAAGUUAUAUUGACCAAAUGAUGAUGUCACUUGGAGAGAAUGAUCAGGUUCUCGUUAAGGCUUUACUUAGACAGACUCGCCGACCCGAAUUAGGUGACAAGUUUUCUUCCAGACAUGGACAGAAAGGUGUUUGUGGUAUCAUUGUACAGCAAGAAGAUUUGCCAUUCAAUGAUGAUGGAAUAUCUCCCGAUAUCAUUAUGAAUCCUCACGGUUUCCCUUCUCGUAUGACUGUGGGUAAAAUGAUUGAACUUAUAAGUGGAAAAGCCGGUGUUUUAGACGGAUCUUUACAAUAUGGUACUUGUUUCGGGGGGUCUGAUUUGAAGGAGAUGUCUCAAAUAUUGAUUGAUAAAGGAUUCAGUUACAGCGGAAAAGACCAACUUUAUUCUGGUAUUACUGGCGAGUGUCUGCAAGCUUACAUUUUCUUUGGUCCCAUUUACUAUCAGAAACUGAAGCAUAUGGUUUUGGAUAAGAUGCAUGCUAGGUCGAGAGGUCCUCGGGCUGUAUUAACCCGUCAACCAACUGAAGGUAGGUCAAGAGAUGGUGGUCUUAGAUUAGGUGAAAUGGAGAGAGACUGUGUGGUUGCUUAUGGGGCUUCCCAGCUGUUACUAGAGAGACUAAUGAUCAGCUCCGAUGCUUUUGAAGUAGAUGUCUGCAAUACUUGUGGUUUGAUGGGGUACAAUGGCUGGUGCCCAACUUGUAAAUCCAGUGAAUUUAUCAUCAAAAUGACAAUUCCUUACGCUGCUAAAUUGUUGUUCCAGGAAUUAGUAAGUAUGAACAUAGCUCCACGUUUAGAACUUGGGGAUGUCUUUUGA